Mytilus trossulus (common blue mussel) is the source of this 5650-nucleotide messenger RNA. RefSeq names its product targeting protein for Xklp2 homolog. Gene Ontology annotation, biological process: activation of protein kinase activity; regulation of mitotic spindle organization. The transcript has 15 exons. Lineage: Eukaryota; Metazoa; Mollusca; Bivalvia; Mytilida; Mytilidae. Bases 119 to 2560 code for a protein of 813 amino acids. The record is from RefSeq and is a predicted model, not a curated record. Gene Ontology annotation, cellular component: spindle; microtubule.
AAUUGACCAAUCGCAGAGACUUUUUCUGACUGCAACACCUUUUAUUUUAGUACGAUUUUGAUUGGUCAAAAUUGAAAGUGCGGGUAGAUUGAAUGUUGAAGGGAAAAUCAAAAUAGGAAUGGAGGAUCCUAAAAAUAUGGAUUGUAGUUGGGAAUUUAACGCGCCUCAGUUUGUUGAUUUCUCAACUGCAUGUGACGAUGAAGAUGUUGAUCGUUGGUUUGAUGUUGAUCAUGAAAAUGAGAAAGAUGAUGAUGACAUAUGUAAUGGAGUGGAUGUCAUUGAGGAUGCUGAACAAGAGAUUGAAAAACUUGAGGAUACACCAAAGCAAGAGGCUAGACGUCUUACAAGAUCCAUGUGUCACACUCCUGUAAACGAGAAAGGCCUACCUGAGGUCUCAGAUGAGAGUAAAGAUCAAACAGAAAAACAAAAAACAGGAAAGCUAAAUGAUUCCUUGCCAUCAAACUUAUGUACACUGAGUGGUUGGAAGAAAAGGACAAAGUCCAGAACAGACCAACAGCCUGAAGUGAAAAGAAAAUCACCUCCUCAGUUGAAGAAAGGAUUACAAGACUCAAAACAGAAAGCUGUAAAGAGACAGAACAGAUCUCUAGAGGGAACACAGAAGAGUGAAGUAGAUCCAAAGAAACUACGCCGAUCUGUGGCCAACAUCCAGAAUGGUAACAUCAAACGAUCAGGAUCUUUCUCUAGAUUACCUGCUCCUAAUGGCAAACCUAUGAUAGGUAAAGCAGGUAAUCCAACUCUCAAUACUAGUGCAGGGGCCAAGAGAGUUCCUCAGAGGACAAGAUCAGUCUCUUCCAUACCUGUUCCAAACAGCCCUCGCAGAUCAGUGGACACAAAAGAACCAGAACUGAAGAAGUUAACCAUGCCAACCACACCCACCUGCUUAAAACGCAACCCAGUUAUCAAAGCUGCAAUGGUGAAAAACACAGAACAGAAAGAAUUAGAAACUAUUGCACAAUUUAGACAGAAACUUUCUAAACAAUUGAAACAAAACCAAGAGAGCUACAAGAAGGCUGUAGAAGCUCCAAGUUAUGCUCCUGCUCAUUCUAAAUCUAAACCUACACAACCACAUGAGUUUAGAUUUCAAACAGAUAACAGACUAAAGAACCAGCAGACUGAAAUACAGUCUACCAGUCCUGUAGAUUAUGUUAGAACACUCCGGUCAGAAGCAAAUAAACCUACUACUCACCAGUCACAAGUCAAUAAGGGAAUCACAUGUCCCAAGCCAUUCAAUCUAACAGAGAGCAGGAAAAGAAAAAUAAGUCAGUCAACCGAAGCUUUAAAUGAUUCCUACCAUUCAACAGCAGAAAAACUACGGGCAUUUGAGAAACAAACUCCAGACAGAUUUAGGUCAAAACCAAGAGCAGGAAGAGAACCAGUGACAAAGAAAGGAUCUACUCCCGUCAUGACGGUACCAGUUACUCCACAGCUGGUAUCCCGUUCUAGAUCACGUCCACAACAUAUACCUAGUCAACAAGAGAUAGAGGAACAAGAAGUGGAAGAAAUGAAAAGAAAUCAAUUCAAAGCUCAUCCUGUAAACCAGAAAAUCUUGCAGAACCCAGCAACAGGGGUUAGAAAAGUUCCCUCUAAACCAACAACACAAAUAGAGGAAUUUAAUCUAGAAGGUCUCAAACGUAACCAAAACAAGUCCAUAGAAAAGAAGGAAGAAAAAUAUGAGUUUCAUGCACAGCCUGUUCCUAAAGAUAUACUUGAAGGGCCUGUGGGAUUGAAGGAAGUGAGGGCUAAACCAGUGACAGUACCUCAUUCUCCAGCAUUUGCUUUAAAACACAGAGUAAGAAUGCCUAUAGAAGUUCCUGAAGAACCAGAGACAAACAAAUCAUACAGUAGAAGGAAAAUUCCCCAUAGUGGUAUACCAUUCCAACCAGCAUUGAGUCAUAAAAGUACCGUUCCUGAACCAUUUGGGUUUGAGGAACGGGACAAAUCACGUAUGGCUGAGAAGGCAGCCAAAACAGAACAGGUUCUGCAUGAAGAAAGAAUGGCUAGAGAGUUUAGAGCUAAACCUUUACCAAACCCAUCCCCUGAUAAUCUACCCACAAAACAAACUAAACCAGCUACAAAACUGGAACCCUUUCACCUGGACACAGAUUGCAGGUUAAAUAGAAGUGAAGAGAGAAAAAGACAGAUUGAAGAAGAAUUGCAUCCCAAAGUACAGUUUAAAGCCAGACCACCUGAAGUUCUUAGAAAAGAGCCUUUUAUACCAGAAAAAUCUACCAAACCUUUAACAGACAUUAGUGAGUUUUCCCUUAAUACUGAGAAAAGGGCUUACAACCGAGAAGGUUUUGAAAUGCAUAAGAAGAGCAAAGAGGCUGAGAUAGAAGCUGUGAAACGAAGAAUAGAAAAGGAGAAAGAAGAGGAAGAACAAAUGGCCAUAGCUAAACUAAGAGCAGAAAUGGUACAUAAAAGUAACCCUGUUAAAAAAUAUACAAACGUUGAAGUUCAACCAAGUGAUAAACCUGUUACAUAUGCAAUGUCACCAAAGUUUGAGACGGACAGACGAUUACGUAGCAAAGUGAGAGUAUAAUAGUGUGUAUCAUGUGUAAUGAUUGUAAAUGUGUACAUAAGAACGAUUUUAUACAUGUGUAAAUUGUAACACAUUUUAAUUUUUUAUAAUAAUGCAUAUAAGAAUGUGUAUUAAUGAUACUUAUAUUCCUCCCAAUAUUUCUAUGUAUAUAAUCUUAACUUUUAUAUUUAAAUGAAUUCUCAAAAAAAAUCUUUAAAUAUGUACAAAUGCAUGUAAAGCUGCUUCUAGCAGAUAGUUUAGUCCUGUCGCAUACCCAAACAUAGAGCAUCGUUCUAACACUAAUACAUUGAAACAUUACACAUUUCAGGAAGCCAAUCUUAUAUCAAUUUUAUACUUAUAUUGCUUUGAAAAUUUUCUGUACGUGUUGUUCAGUAUUAAAACUGAAAGCUCUGUGUAUACCAAGAUUUCUAUCCUGUGUUUAUAUGUGUGUUGUAUUUCAAUAUAGAUACAGUUUAAUGGUAAUAUGUUAACAUGUAAAUAUAUUUCAAGGUUGAUUUAUAGCAAUCAAUCAAUAAAGUAAGAGAAGGAUUUAGGGGAUGUGGGGUGUUAGCCCUAUUUAUGGAGCUUUAUGUAUGGUUAAUGCAGACUUUCAACAUGGUCUAGCCAACGAGUCCCCUUUUUCUAAAAUCCUGGAUCUGCACUGAAAAAUAUCAGUGUAUGAUUGUUAAGGGUCAACAACUUACUUUAUAAACUGUAUUUGUAUUGUCUACAAAGAGCUCUAAAAAUGUUUUCUCUUGGUUCAUUUUUUCUUUCUUUACCUAUUGCAAGCAUUAAAUCACCUGUUUAUUGUAUUAUAACUAUUACAAUGUAUGCAUAUAGUACAUAUUAACAGUUUUGGUUCAAAUGAUUUCAUAGUCAUAUAGUGUCGGCAUUUUUUUAUGCCACCACCCAUGAUAUAAAAUGUUCAUGUAAUCACUCACAAUUAAUUAAUUUUGAAUGUCUGCCAUACCAGUUGUUAAAAUGCUGUUCCAAAAUUUUUGUAGACCUUAAUUCAACAGUAGAAUAAAAUUUCAUAUCACUAAAAAUUCUACUACUAGGACAUGCAACCCCCAACAAUUAAUUGAUAUGAGUUCUUCCCACCCCUCACCAUGAUAAAUUUUGCAAUAACUCCUGUAUAGCUACUGAUAAGUUAUAUUGCAUCCUGAGAUGUACUCAUUGGAGCCAUGAAAUUUAAUAAAAUUUCUAUUUAAAUAUAAAAAUAUUGUUGUUGGUAGACUUGUACAAUAUAUCAAGUUUUUUUUUAUGGUGCCUGAUAUCUGUACACUUUGACAAGCUGUCAUAUUGCUGUAACGGGGAAUAAAUGCAGUGUGUAUUAUUAUUAUUUUAAAUUGAUUGUUUAUGUUUGUUUUAAAAGUGUUUAAAUUGUUUUAAUUUUUUGUUUGUAGAUCACUAUUUAUUUAUGUAAAAAUUGUGUACAAGGAUAUAACUUUAUAAAAUACUUUAGUUCUCCUUCUUCACAGAAAUGUUUACAAGUUAUAAUUUUGUUGGACAUAUGAAGUAAAAGGUUGGAACUUUUUUUUUAAUUUUAUUUUGGUGACAAGGUGUCAAUUCUAAAUACCACUCCACUUUUAAAUCAAGCAUAUGGGUGAAAAGCCUACAUAUAAUUAUUUUGGAUACUUAAUUCAGAAUACAAAGAAAUAUCAAAAGCUACCUAAAGUUUUGCUUUAACUUCUGUGAAGGGAACCAACUUCAUUUUUUUUUCUCAAGAAAAUGUACAAGAAAAACCUUCUCUUCAUGAAGUAAAACUUUAUAAAGGAAGGGCAAUUUUAAUGUAGUUGUCAAGUACAGAUAUAGAUUUCUAAUUUUAUAAAAUGUCCUGCCCAUUUAUGUAGAAUAUGAAGUAAUAACAAACAGAAUAAAUCUCACUUAUGAGGUGUCAAUAUUUUUCAUAUAUUGAAACCCCCCUAUAUUAUGUACUUGAAUUGCUUUUCAUUUGAUUCUAAUUUAACAAUGAAUUUAUAGUUUUUAGCACAUUGACUUUUGUGAGCUGUCUAUUUCAAAUCUAAUAUAUUCUUCAAUGUUUUCCCUUUAUUUUGUUUGCUCUUUCUGACAUGGUCUUACUUUUCUGUUCUUUCAAGAUUUCACUGUCGGUGUUGUAUCAUAUUUCUUCCUGAAUUCACAUUGAAUUUGUUUUGUCCUGUUCUAUAAUACAUAAUUGAAAACAUGGAUUUCCAAUGUUAUCUAUUUUAAUAUUUGUGUGAAUUCUAUUAAUUAUUAGUCAUAAUUAUAAGAAAUGAAAGCUGCUUUAUUUUUUUUCAAUGUUAUGUGUGGCAAUGAUUAUUAUUUUGAAAAAGAUUUUGACAACACAUUUGAAAAAUCUCCUACAGUUAACAGCAGAAUUAUAAUUGUAAAAAGAUUGUGUGGAUAUUUUAAGUUUUUUUUUUAUGGUUUUAAGUUGCUACUCCUAACAGAUGUGGUUUUAUCCAUCCACCGAUACUUUAAUUGAUAAAGAGGAGAGUCUUGCAAGACAAAAUGUGUAUUUUACAAUCAACAAAAUCAUGUUAUUUCAUUAAAUACACAAUUAGAAGUAAUGGCAGAUUGUUGGCAGAGCCAUUUAUAAAAUGUUUGUUUUUGAAUCAAACUUGGGAGUAAGAUAAGUGUAUUUUUUGCCAAGCUUCUUUUUUUAAAUGGGUUCUGCUUAAUAUGUGUUACAAGUGAUAUCAAACAAUGGAAUUAUUGUAUUUGCUAUACAGUCAAGAAUAUACAUAGAUGAGGAAACUUUACUUGAGUUUUGUCUAAAUAUUGAGAGAUGGUCUAACUGUUUAUGUAAUAUAAAGAAUACUUAUAAAACUUCUCAGUAAAUUUGGUGUAAAUGUAACCACUGCCAAAUCAUAGAACAUCAUCACACAUAUAUAUGUGAAACUUCUCUCAAUUCAACAGAACUGUAACACAGGAUUGCAUAAGUUUUACGAUCAUGACAAAUGACAUAAGGCUUAAUGGUAAUGAAAAAGACAGGAUUCCUGUUAAAUAAGGAUUUAUAAAAAGAUGUUAAUACUAAUGUAAAAUUUGGCAAACAAGUAUUUCUGUACCAGUUUUACUUUAUAUGUGAUAGACUGAGAUAAAAUAUGAAAUAAAAUUAUAAUAAUGUCA